Molecule: messenger RNA, 2232 nt
Organism: Bufo bufo (common toad)
Lineage: Eukaryota; Metazoa; Chordata; Amphibia; Anura; Bufonidae
Gene: LSM14B
Product: LSM family member 14B
Exons: 9
Coding region: 94-1359 (421 amino acids)
Molecular function (GO): mRNA binding
Source: RefSeq, a predicted model, not a curated record
AAGGGAGACAGUGGGCGGCGCUUGCCAGUCCAGGAGGGGGUUCCUCAGGUAGAAAGGUGGGGAUCCGAAGGGAGUUGUGCAGAAGCCGGCGCUAUGAGUUCAGGAACACCGUACAUCGGCAGCAAGAUCAGCCUCAUCUCUAAAGCGCAAAUCCGCUAUGAGGGGAUCCUGUACACCAUCGACACCGAGAACUCCACUGUGGCUCUUGCCAAAGUGCGGUCCUUUGGGACUGAAGACCGUCCAACUGACCGCCCUGCGCCUCCCCGUGAGGAGGUGUACGAGUACAUAAUAUUCAGGGGUAGUGACAUUAAAGACAUCACGGUGUGUGAGCCCCCGAAAGCCCAGCAUGCCUUACCCCAGGAUCCAGCCAUUGUCCAGUCAUCCCUGGGCUCUGCCUCCACCACGUCCUACCAGCCUUCUGUGCCUUACAGCCCGUUUCGAGGCAUGCCAUCAUAUGGCCAGCUCGCUGCCUCCUCUCUUCUAGGCCAGCAGUAUGCCGCCUCCUUGGGUCUAGAGAAGCUGGUAAGCCCUUCGGCAUCAGCCGCAGCCUCCAGCUCCUCCUCCUCCCCGUCACCACAGCCUGUGGCAUCGGAUCCUGACUUGCUGGCAGAGCCCCCGCACCUCUCCAAGGCUGGUUUUCCAUCGGUCCCAGUAAGGAAAAGUCCUAUGGUGGAGCAAGCUGUCCAGACUGGUCCAAUGGAGAAUAUGGCUCAAAAGAAGCUGCAACCAGCAAAAGGCCCACCUGUGAGCCAACGGGGGAACAGACCAGGUCAGACAGCCGGUCUGCCUGCACCGAUAAGUGUACCAUCUCAGACUUCACCGACACAGAAUAUGAUCAAUGAUGAGAAUAGACGACCCCAAAGACGGAGGUCAGGUAACAGGCGGGCCAGGAAUCGCUCUCGGGGCCAGAACCGGCCAACCACUGCUAAAGAAAACGCAAUCAAAUUUGACGGGGACUUUGAUUUUGAAAGUGCAAAUGCUCAAUUUAAUCGGGAAGAACUGGAUAAAGAAUUCAAGGAUAAGCUAAACGUCAAAGAUGACAAGCCUGAGAAGGAGGGUGACGAGAAGGGAGACUCUGGAGUGGAAACCCAAAAUAGUGAUGGCAAUCCAGAGGAAGACCCCCUGGGGCCCAAUAUAUACUAUGACCGCACAAAGUCUUUCUUCGAUAAUAUUUCUUCAGAGAUGAAAUCCAGACGUACAACAUGGGCAGAGGAGAAAAAGCUCAACACUGAAACCUUUGGAGUCUCUGGCAGAUUCCGUCGAGGUCGCAGCUUUCGUGGUGGGUUUAGAGGAGGAAGGGGUGGUACCGCUCCACGAAGAAACCAGACAACGCAGAGGGCUGGCACUGGGAGAGUGUGAAGACCUGCCACUAACAUGGACAAUAAAGGGGUUUGUGUGUCCCUUAUUGGACUAGUCUUCCAUAUUUUUUUUUUUUUGCCCCCACCCCUCAAAACGCAUUGUAGCAGCUCUGUAACCCUGCACUGAGCAGGAUAAGACCCUGCAUUGCUUUCAUCCAUAUAACACUGGUUUGUAUAGGCUACAGAUUGGACUUGGCACAGAAGUGCAUGUGCGUAUAGGAGACCAUAGCAGGUCUUUAUCAUAAGGGGAAAAUGUGGUACUUCAAUUGAGGUGAGCAGUUAUAUUUUGGACCUCAGGCAGAAGGAGAUCUCUUCCUUUUUUUCCGUACUUUUAAUGUAUAAUUUGUUUUGAUGCAAAUUGCCCCUUUUUAGCUAGGGGGUUUUAACAGCUUUUUGUUUCUUGCUCAGACGAGUGUUCUGCUCACCCUUCCCCCUUAUGUAUUUAUGUUGGGACAUCACUUGAGUAUUGAACUGAGAUGAAGCAGGUUCAGAUGUAGGUGGUGGUUAAAACUUCACCCCCUCACAUUUUUUAUUUAAUUUUUUUUUGUUUAAGCACUUGGUUGGCCUCGCCAUGGUAGCAGGGUAGGAAGGCUAUGCAUGUGUGCAUAAACGAACACGAUUCUCGUAACACUGCUGGCCAACCACCUGUCUAAAAUGUACGUAUUGCAUAUAACAACUCAAGUUGCAGACGCAGGUCAUGCCACUUUGAUUCUGCCAAAAUAAUACAGCAUGAAUCCCAAGCUAUUCUCUAGUGAUAUGCCACAAGUUGAGAAAGUUUGCAUGGUUUUAUUUUUUUUCUUUCGACAUUGAUGCACUUACCCAAUAUUGUAAAAGUCUCUGCAAAUGACCAUUUUUUAAGUUAUGAGAAAUUUAA